Molecule: messenger RNA, 2094 nt
Organism: Vitis vinifera (wine grape)
Lineage: Eukaryota; Viridiplantae; Streptophyta; Magnoliopsida; Vitales; Vitaceae
Product: putative disease resistance protein At1g50180
Exons: 5
Coding region: 1-2094 (697 amino acids)
Biological process (GO): defense response to other organism
Molecular function (GO): ADP binding
Source: RefSeq, a predicted model, not a curated record
AUGGCCGAGGCUACUGUUUCCUUUGCCGUGGAAAGGCUAGGUGGCCUGUUAAUCGAAGAGGCACGUUUCUUACAUGGGGUGGGCGACAAAGUUACUGAAAUUCAAGCUGAGCUAGGGAUGAUGCGAUGCUUUCUGAGAGAUGCUGAUGCAAGACAAUAUGAAGAUGAGGUCAUUCGCAAUUGGGUUGCAGAAAUCAGAGAGGCUGCUUAUGAUGCCGAAGACACUGUAGACUUUUGCCUUGAAGCUUGCCAGGAGGAGGAGAGGCGGUCUUCAAAACAUCCUCAAGAGACUUACUCCCACGAUGUCGAUGAAGAUACGGUUGGGUUGGAGGACAGCAUGGAGAUUUUGCUGGAACAGUUGAUGAAACCAGACAAGAGAUGCUCGGUUGUUUCCAUAUGCGGCAUGGGGGGUCUGGGAAAGACCACUCUUGCCAAGAAGGUUUAUCAUCAUGUUCAUGUUAGGCGUCAUUUUGACCAUGCUGCUUGGAGUUCCAUAUCUCAAUACUUCAAUGUCAGAGAAGCUGUACAAGGAAUAUUGAUCCAACUCACUUCUGCUGAUGAAGGGCACAAAGCGAAAAUCCGCAACAUGAGAGAUGAGGAGCUAUUCGAGAGCGUGUAUAAAAUUCAAGAGGAGAAGAAAUGUCUUGUGAUUCUGGAUGAUAUGUGGAAAAUAGGAGACUGGGAGAGUCUAAAACCCGCCUUUCCACUGCAUAAGGCGGGUAGCAAAAUACUGCUCACCACUCGGAUGCAAGCAGUGGCUUCACAUGCGGAUCCACAAGGUUUUUUGUACCAACCAGAGCUUUUAUCUGAGGAGAAGAGUUGGGAGCUUCUUCGAACCAAAGCAUUCCCCAAAGAUGAUGGGAGAGAUCCUACCACUAUUAACAACUGGGAGUUAUUGGGAAAGGAAAUGGCUAAAGAUUGUGGAGGUUUGCCACUGGCUGUUGUUGUGCUUGGAGGACUUCUGGCUACAAAACAUCAUACCUAUGAAUGGGAGAGGGUUCAUAAACAUACUAAAUCGUACUUGAGAAAAGGUAAAGGCAAAUACGAGCAACAAGGUAGUGGAGUGGCAGAUGUGUUGGCUCUAAGCUACCAAGAUUUGCCAUACCAGUUAAAAUCAUGUUUCCUCUAUUUAGGCCAUUUCCCUGAGGACCAAGAAAUACAUACAAAAGCUUUAAUACGAAUGUGGGUGGCUGAAGGGAUUGUGUCACGAGUGGAAGAAGAAACGCCGGAGGAUGUUGCAGAAGGGUAUCUAGAUGAGCUAAUUGGAAGGUGUAUGAUUCAAGUAGGAAGAAGGGGUUCAAACGGAAGAGUCCAAACUUGCCGAUUGCAUGACCUUAUGCGAGAUUUAUGCUUGUCAAAAGCAGAGGAAGAAAAUUUUCUUGAGAUUGUCAAUCUUCAACAGAUGGAAACAUUUUCAUCUUCCAUGCCAACAACACGCACUUCAAAUAAAGUCCGAAGACGUGCCAUAUUUCUGGAUCGAUGCAGUCCUUUAGAAAGUGUUGAAGAGGCUAGACUACUCUCUGUAAAUGGAGAUGAAGGUGCUAAUAGCUAUGUCAAUUUGAUCCCACAAAACGGGCUAAGAUACAUCACUACGCUUCAGAUAUUGGAUAUUUCGUAUAUGCCCAAAGAAUUCAUACAGAGGCUUCAAGUGAUAAAUGGACUAGAAGGGGACGAUUUCUACAAAGUCCGGCACGUGCCCUCCGUCUCAUUAAUUGUUGAUUUCAUGAUCAGCCCACUUGCAAAAGCAAAUAUGAAACGAAGAGCACUAGGUGGCUCCUGUGCUGACAUUAUUGAGGGUUGGUGCAAAUUGCAGACCCCACUUGGUGGCCUUUUCUUGCUUCUUUAUGUGUUUGAUUGGAGUGUGGUAGACUCCCAUGUUCAAAGAGAGUGUAUUAUUGGAGACAGCCUUCUAUUCUACUUUUACUUUCUAUUGCUUGUCAUCAUUGAGUGUGCUACUACGCAUGUAAUUAGAAUUAUGGGCAAUGGAGGAAGGAGGGAUCCGAUGCUUCUCAGCAGUCACCACAGUCACGCCGCUGACACCAAGGUGCUGCAGUCCAUCCGUUGUGUUCUCAAAGACAAUCACAGGUUGGACUGA